Messenger RNA from Volvox carteri f. nagariensis, 534 nucleotides. RefSeq lists its product as uncharacterized. Gene Ontology annotation, cellular component: cytosol. Lineage: Eukaryota; Viridiplantae; Chlorophyta; Chlorophyceae; Chlamydomonadales; Volvocaceae. Gene Ontology annotation, molecular function: GMP kinase activity. Gene Ontology annotation, biological process: purine nucleotide metabolic process. The record is from RefSeq and is a predicted model, not a curated record. The annotation marks the transcript as partial. The transcript has 3 exons.
UUGGUUGUUUGCGGCCCCAGCGGUGUGGGCAAGGGCACCCUCAUCGGCCGCCUCAUGGCCGAGCACGGAGACAAGUUCGGGUUCAGUGUCAGCCACACCACACGCGGACCCAGGCCCGGGGAGCAGGACGGAGUGCACUACCACUUCACGAACAGGGAGUCUAUGCAGCGGGAAGUGGAGUCGGGGAUGUUCCUAGAGUACGCCGACGUGCACGGCAACAUGUACGGCACCAGCUUGGGGGCAGUGGCGGCGGUUGGCCAGUCGGGCCGGAUCGCGGUUCUCGACAUUGACGUACAGGGCGCCACGAAGAUCAAGUCCUCCCGCGCCGCCUCCAAGGCCCGCUACGUGUUCGUGGACCCGCCCUCCCUGGAGGUGCUGGAGGCCCGCUUGCGGGGUCGCGGCACCGAGACGGAGGACAAGGUGCGGCUCAGGCUGGCCAACGCGACCGCGGAGAUUGACAGAUCGCGGGAGCCGGGCUUCUUUGACGCGCGGCUCGUGAACGACGACCUGGAGGCCGCCUACCACCGCUUCAAG